AUGGACGACACGGAAGCCCAAAAGAAGCGCAGAUCUCCUAACUCGGGUCCUGACUCUCCCAGGCCUUACGUGUGUCCGAUUUGCUCGCGCGCUUUCCAUCGUUUAGAGCACCAAACAAGGCAUAUAAGAACUCACACCGGAGAAAAACCCCACGUAUGCGAUUUCGCGGGAUGUACAAAAAGGUUCAGCAGAAGUGAUGAGUUGACACGGCACAAGAGAAUUCACACAAACCCGCAUCCCAAGGGCAAGCGGGGGCGAAAGAAGAAGUCAGAUAUCGCGAAUAACAACGAAACACCGGAGGGUGAAAGUGGAAUCUUCAAGACCGCCACUGGACGAGAGCGGAAACUCAAGAAAACCCCCACCUUCCAGUUGGGUGGCGGUGAAGACGAUGAACCAUCAGAUGUGAAUAAUGCUGCGAGCUCUUCCGAGGAACAGACCAUGGGACUUUUGGUAAACGCAGCUCUGGGGAGGUAUAGUGGUGCGGAUGUGAACAACAACACAAGUGACAAUAUUAAUCACAGUCAACAAGCCAAUCCCGGCUCUAUCAGCAGCGGUACUCUCGGUUCAUUAUACACAGUGCGUUCGCUGCCGUCCCUGAAAUCCUGGGACCACAGCACAGCUAGAAACGCCCAUUCGGUUCCUCCACCGCAACAAGCACCGCAGCUUCCUAUGGUGGGCAACCCUCAAACGCAUUACGCUUCCGCGGUCAACCUGCAUCAGCACUCGAUGCCUCUGAGGCCGGUGUCAUCCCGUCUGAAGCUCAACGUACUCUCUUCUUUGCAAAGAAUGACACCGCUGGCGCCGAUAUCCGCGCCGAAUUCCGCACCUAUACGACCGGCGAGCGCAUCCAACAGUGGAUUCACUACGCCCGACGCUUAUAACACCUUCGGUCCACCGCCCAAAGGAUCUCUGGGCUCAUAUCAAACCAACGCUGCUUCGUCCUCGUUGACGAGCAUCUCCAACCUGAUCCACGCAGACGACGGAGACGACGAGCUGGACGACGACGAACUGGGGCGGGCUCGCAAGAAGUCUCGCACCACUACACCUACCAUCAGUCGCAGCCACAGCCGCGCCAGCCUCGGCAUCAGAACCGCCGGUUCUUUCACCAAUUUGGCAGCACUCCAGCCGCUAUCCCAACCCCCAGGAGUGGCUGGAAUUCUGUCGUCCAAGUCCUCGUCCGCUGCGGAUUUCACCAGCGAGUUAAGCCUCCGCUUACAAAACGUACAAAGUUCGCAGUCGGGCCAAUUUCUCGAUCGCUAUGCGUCAACGCCGUCUGUUGUGCACUCCAACGCAGCUUCCACAAAAUAUACGCCCUUGGGCACCCCGCCGCCCGUGUCGAGCCCGUCCAACGCCAAGAUCAACCUGGACUUGAAGAACGCCGCUGAGGCACCUCGCUCCGACGGCGACGAGCCCGACUCUGUCCUCCCUCCGCUCAGGAGUCUGGACUUGCGAUUCCCAACGGGAUAG
Lachancea dasiensis is the source of this 1467-nucleotide messenger RNA. The record is from the annotation of a GenBank genome assembly. NCBI's taxonomy places the organism in Eukaryota, Fungi, Ascomycota, Saccharomycetes, Saccharomycetales, Saccharomycetaceae.